Molecule: messenger RNA, 3504 nt
Organism: Culex quinquefasciatus (southern house mosquito)
Lineage: Eukaryota; Metazoa; Arthropoda; Insecta; Diptera; Culicidae
Gene: dlg1
Product: disks large 1 tumor suppressor protein
Exons: 21
Coding region: 448-3405 (985 amino acids)
Biological process (GO): chemical synaptic transmission
Cellular component (GO): neuron projection; neuromuscular junction; postsynaptic density membrane
Molecular function (GO): kinase binding
Source: RefSeq, a predicted model, not a curated record
GAAAAUCGGGAGGAAAAUCGUCACUGCCUGCCUCACUGUUGGUUCUAUUCUGCGCGUGAAAAGACACGGGGUUCGUUCCUCGCGCGUAUCGCGGAAUCGCGGCCGGACCACUUUUUUGCUGAGGAGGAGGAAAAAUAAGGUUUUUGACUCGAAGUGUUGUGAUUCGAAAAAUCCACGAGCCCAGUGAAGCUUGAAACGAAGCAGAAGAAACAAGUUCAAACGAAGCGAUUUGGUGCAAACCGGAGCGGUUUUUGUUCCAUUUUUGACAGUUCUCAAACCCACCGUGUGUGUGUGUGUGCGAGUUUGUGUGGCGUGGAGUAUCGAUUUUGCGAGAGCACCGUGUUUCCCCAAACAUUUUCCACUGUGGACCAGUGCGAGGAAGCGCUCCUCUUCAUCAUAGAGAGCACCCGGAGCGGCGGCGGGACGAGGAAGGACGAAGGAUUCAGGAUGCCCGUCAAGAAGCAAGAGGCACACAGGGCCCUCGAGCUGCUCGAGGACUACCACUCGCGGCUCUCGAGCCCCCAGGAUCGCGCCCUCCGGAGUGCCAUCGAGCGCGUCAUCCGGAUAUUCAAAUCGCGGCUCUUCCAGGCACUGCUCGACAUUCAAGAAUUCUACGAGCUCACACUGCUGGACGACUCGAAAUCAAUCCAGCAAAAGACCGCCGAAACGUUGCUAAUUGCCAGCAAGUGGGAACAGGACAAUGCCGUCAAAGCGAACGAGAAUGGCACCACCACCACCACCAACAAUCAUGUCCCCAAACCCCCAAUGGCAAAUGGCAACAAAAGGCAGCAACUGCAACCUCAAUCGCCGCCCCUCCAGCAGCAGCAAGAGCAUCUCGAAAAUCAGGCGAAUCGCAUUAAGCAACAGGAGCAGCAGCAGCAGCAACAGCUAGCUAUUCAGCAGCAGGCCCUCGAGCAGCAGGAGGAGGAAAAGCCGGUUCCCACCAUCCUCGCGGAGACGCCGUCGCCGUCGCGCUACCCCGGAACCAGAGUCAACACAUCAAACUCGAGCGAUGCCAAACAGCUCAAUGGUGACGCGGUGUGGGAGUACGACUACAUUGCGCUGGUCCGGGGCACGACCGGACUCGGUUUUUCGAUAGCCGGCGGCACGGACAACCCGCACAUCAACCUGGACGCGUCGAUCUACAUCACGAAGGUGAUCCCGGGUGGGGCGGCCUACGCCGACGGUCGGCUGCAGGUCAACGACUGCAUCGUGUCCGUCAACGAAAUGUCCGUGGUGAACGUGACCCACGGCGAGGCGGUGGACGCGCUCAAAAAGGCCGGCGACCGGGUCACGUUGCACAUACGACGGAAACGACCUCCGGCGCAGGCCCCCAAAACGGAGGAGAUCGACCUGAUCAAGGGUGGCAAAGGGUUGGGCUUUUCGAUUGCCGGCGGAAUCGGCAACCAGCACAUCCCCGGAGACAACGGAAUCUACGUCACCAAGAUCAUGGAGGGCGGGGCGGCCCACGUCGACGGGCGGCUCGCCGUCGGCGACAAACUGAUUGCCGUGCGGACGUCCGACGGCGAGCGGAAUCUCGAAAACGUAGUCCACGAGGAAGCGGUCAGCACGCUGAAGGCCAUCACGAACCGGGCCACGCUCCUCGUCCAGAAGACCAACAUCCUGCAGGCCCUCGCCAACUCGAUCGGCAACCUCAACUCGCUGUCGACGAGCGCCAUGAACCAGGUCGGCCAAAGUGUCGUGGAUAAUGCGGGAGCGGCGGCGUCCUCGACCGGCGACCUCAAUCGGUCCCAUUCGCCCAACAGCAACAACAACAACAACAUGAUCAACAUGCUGGACAAUGCGUCGUCGCGGUACGCGUCCUCGAAUCUGCUCGAGUCGGGUCUGCCGGUUGGGACGCCACGGGCCGUUAGUCACGAGGAUAUCGCGAGGGAACCGAGGACGAUCGUCAUCCAGAAGGGCCCAUCCGGACUUGGGUUCAACAUUGUCGGAGGAGAAGAUGGACAGGGUAUCUUUGUGUCAUUCGUGCUGGCCGGCGGUGCCGCGGAUCUCGGCGGCGAGCUCAAACGGGGCGACCAGCUGCUCAGCGUAAACGGAGUUAGCUUGAACGGGGCGUCGCACGAGGAUGCCGCCCAGGCUCUUAAGAACGCCGGUGGAACCGUCACGCUGGUCGCACAAUACCGCCCGGAGGAUUACAACCGGUUCGAGCAGCGGAUACAGGAGCUGAAGCAACAGGUCGUGGCCGGAACCGGAACGCUCCUGCGGACAUCACAGAAGAGGACACUUUACGUGAGGACCCUCUUCGACUACGACCCCAAUCGGGACGAUGGGCUGCCGGGGCGUGGGUUGCCGUUCCGCCACGGGGACAUUUUGCACGUGACGAACGCGUCCGACGACGAGUGGUGGCAGGCGAGGCGCGUCAUUGGGGACGACGAGGAGGAAAGCAUCGGGAUUGUGCCGUCGAAGCGGCGCUGGGAGCGGAAGCAGCGGGCGCGCGACCGGAGCGUAAAGUUCCAGGGACACGCCGGCGGGGGCAACAUGGAGAAGGUUUCCACCCUGGACCGGAAGAAGAAGAACUUUUCGUUCUCGCGGCGGUUCCCGUUCAUGAAGAGCAAGGACGACAAAAACGAGGACGGCUCGGACCAGGAGCCGAAUGGCAAUGUGUGUGAUCAGAAUAAUCAUGACUCAGAGCAACCUUUCAUGCUUUGCUACACGCAAGACGACGCAAACGCCGAAGGGGAAAUAAUCUACCGCGUGGAGCUUCCCGACAUGGAGCAGAUAACUCUAAUUUACCUGGAGAAUAAUGACGCUGAUUCCGAGGAGAACAUCCUGUCGUACGAGUCGGUUCAGCGCCUGUCGAUUGCCUACACCCGGCCGGUCAUUAUCCUGGGCCCGCUGAAGGAUCGCAUCAACGACGAUCUCAUCUCGGAGUACCCGAACAAGUUUGGCUCGUGCGUUCCCCACACAACUCGACCGAAGCGGGACUACGAGGUGGACGGGCGGGAUUAUCACUUUGUGGCGUCCCGCGAGCAGAUGGAAAAGGACAUCCAGAACCAUCUGUUCAUCGAGGCGGGCCAGUACAACGACAAUCUGUACGGCACGUCGGUGGCGUCGGUGCGGGAGGUGGCGGAAAAGGGCAAACACUGCAUCCUGGACGUGUCCGGGAACGCGAUCAAGCGGCUGCAGGUGGCGCAGCUCUUCCCGGUGGCGAUCUUCAUCAAGCCAAAGUCGAUCGAGUCGAUCAUGGAGAUGAACAGACGAAUGACGGAGGAACAGGCCAAGAAGACUUACGAGCGGGCAAUCAAGAUGGAGCACGAGUUUGGGGAAUAUUUCACGGCCAUCGUCCAGGGCGACACGAUCGAGGAGAUCUACAGCAAGGUGAAGAACGUGAUCUGGAGCCAGAGCGGUCCGACCAUCUGGGUGCCGUCGAAGGAAUCUCUAUGACCGCAGGCGAACAUUACCUGGACGCUGCCACCAAAUAUGCGCGCCCGGCCCGUCUCCCGGUCAUCCGGAGGUGGCGGCGGCGGAGGCGGAGGUGGCAAU